This is a messenger RNA of Lytechinus variegatus (green sea urchin), 913 nucleotides long. RefSeq names its product malignant T-cell-amplified sequence 1-like (gene mcts1). Lineage: Eukaryota; Metazoa; Echinodermata; Echinoidea; Temnopleuroida; Toxopneustidae. Gene Ontology annotation, molecular function: RNA binding. The record is from RefSeq and is a predicted model, not a curated record. The transcript has 6 exons. Bases 64 to 612 code for a protein of 182 amino acids. Gene Ontology annotation, biological process: formation of translation preinitiation complex.
CCGAGAGUCAUUUUGCUCAGUUUACUUUAGUGUUUAAUGUUUAAUGAGCUUUUCUAGGUGAAGAUGUUCAAAAAGUUUGUUGCAAAAGAAAAUGUGUCAGGUGUGACACAAAUGAAGUCAUCAGCUAUACGUGGGGUUCGAGCUCGGCUGGUUGAAGAUUAUCCAGGGUUAGGAGAAUUUCAAGAUCAAAUUCUACCAAAGAAGGAAUCAUAUAAUCUUGUUAAGUGCCAUGAGAGGAUAGAGAUCAUCGCCGUUGGAGGCGAACCAGUUUUCUUCAAGCAACGAGAUGGACCCUACAUGCCUUGUCUCAAGUUAUUACAUAAAUAUCCAACGAUACUACCAUGGCAGCAAGUAGAUAAAGGAGCUAUUCGUUUUGUACUGAGCGGUGCUAACAUUAUGUGUCCGGGUCUUACAUCUCCAGGGGCUAAACUAGCUCCAUCUGAAAAAGACAAAAUUGUUGCAAUAAUGGCUGAAGGCAAGACACAUGCCCUUGCAAUAGGAUUAAUGAAGAUGUCUUCUGAAGAAAUAAUGAACGUCAACAAGGGAAUUGGGAUUGAUAACAUCCACUAUCUCAACGAUGGUCUAUGGCAUAUGAAGCAGAUUCAUAAAUAACACUGGCAAAUUUCUUGAUGUGAGGCAACGUUGAAGAAGUGCUUGUAAGCUUGGUAUGCAAGAGACUUUCUUUUCCUGCUGCUGCAUUGAAGUCCUUCUGACCGUCAUUGGAUGGAAUAUGGUAUAAUUUCACAAAACCAUCAAAGACCUGUUCAUGACAUUUACAAAUAUUUAGUUUUAGGGACAUGCGUUAGCAACAAGGUAUUUCAAUAACCUGGUAUGAAUGGAUCAAUUACUGAAGUCUUUUUACACUGUACUUGUUGCUAUGCCAUGUACAUGUAAGAACAACCGGAAAUGUAUG